Messenger RNA from Fopius arisanus, 4297 nucleotides. RefSeq names its product ubiquitin protein ligase E3A (gene Ube3a). NCBI's taxonomy places the organism in Eukaryota, Metazoa, Arthropoda, Insecta, Hymenoptera, Braconidae. The record is from RefSeq and is a predicted model, not a curated record. Gene Ontology annotation, biological process: ubiquitin-dependent protein catabolic process; protein polyubiquitination. Gene Ontology annotation, molecular function: ubiquitin protein ligase activity. The coding region runs from base 855 to 3449 and encodes 864 amino acids. The transcript is spliced from 7 exons.
GAUACAGAAAGAACAACAAUUACGAAGUACAUAAAAAAAAUACUCUCAAGUGUAUCUCCUCAAAACCCAACAAUCUUACCAAGUGUUAAGUGCGCGCGCACGUGUUAUUUUUUCCCGAAAUUCUCCAACUCCUCAAUAAUAUUCCUCUCCUUCCUCCACUCAUUCCGAGAGGUUUUAGUGUCUAGUCCACGAUCCGAGGACUUGAAGAUAGGAUCUAAAGAGAAACUGACAGAACGUGACAGGAUCCAUAGUGUCUGUGAAUUGCAAUCACCAACAGCAAAAUUAAAAAAUUAAAAUUGUCUCGUGAAUUUUCACAAACAUUGCCACGAGCAAUUAAAAAAAAAAUCCGAUAAAUCCGGUGACUGAUCCGUGACGUUCGCCAGUGACGACAGUUCAGGAGAAAAACAAAGGGGAAUCAUUGGUAUCCCAGCGGUCCCAGCUAAAUAAUCAUCAUUAACCCAAUAAUUCUCAAUAAUUCCUCAUCAUUCUUCAUUGGCAGUCAACCCUUGAGUGACCACAUUCGCAUAAAAAUCCCCUCUCAAAUUGCCCACCCCUUUCCCCCCCAACCGAACCACCCACUCCCCCCUCCCCCCCAAACCCCUCCAUCCGCGUAUAUUGGUUAACAACACGAUUGCCUCUAAAUUUAGUUAAGUUUGUUGGGUUGGGAUUGUAAAUUGUUUGGCCAACUCUAGUGCCUCUCGUGCCAGAACAAAGACCAGUGUUUUCCCUUAAUUUUCCACUGAACCAGUUAAUAAAACUAGUGCAACGAAAUUCCUCGGUGUGCCACACUGAGAAAUUCGAGUGGAUCGGUUUGACGUGAGAGUUCAAGUCAAAAUUUCAACGACUCUGGAUCUAUGAACCCCAAGGGCCAAGAGGACCCUGGAGAAGAUCUCACUUCCAGGGUAGGAGCUGAGAGCCCUUGCAGUGACAUGAAGCGAGCAGCAGCCAAAAAGUUGAUCGAACGUUAUUUCUACCAGUUGACGGAUGGAUGUGGCAAUCCACAAUGCGACAAUCAGAAUUGUGCGUCUAGUGGCAAGGUGACUAACUUGACUCCAAAUCAAGCAGCAGCUCAAGCGAUUCAAUUAUUCUCCCAGGAGGCACGUCUCUGCGACGGUACACAGCCCAGCAAAGUUCCCAGGACAUCCCUGGAGUCAGGCCCAGCAUCACUAGCCAAGAGUUUACCACCAAAAAGCAUGAAUCCAUCGUGCUCAGUAGAAGGCAAACAAGUACCUUACCUCACCGAGACAAAGCUCCUGGGCAUAAUAGAUCGGUGUAAAUCGGAGGGAAAUUACUCCCUGCUAAUUCGUACCCUGGGUGAAGUGUUCUCCUCGGCGGAGGCCCUGAGCAAGAGCUUCCAAAAAACGGAAAAAACUGAUUCCCCUCUGUCAGCCCUCCUGGAUCGUGCUCCAGUGUCUCUGUUGGGUCCACCGAGUGAUCUGAACAAAGAGGCAGUUAGAGCACUACAGGGGGAGGACAAGGAGAUAGACAGCAGUGAUCCCUCCCCCUCGGUUCCUCAUCCUGACGACACAAGUGUGGACCUGGAGGCAGUGAGGAGAUCCUUCGCAGCCCUUUGGUCGAUAUCAGGUGAGGAGUUCGAGUCAGCUCUAGUCAAUGCUCUGGUGACCCUCGCCGACAACAUCGAGCUGGACCUCCGGGUCUUCGGAAUAAUGCCCUCAGACAGCACAGACACCCUCCUCAACGUAUUUCUCAUUGUCUUCGAGAUUCCAGUGCUGGGUAGCAGCGAUUACUUGGAGUAUGCCCUCCACAUGCUAUGCAAAGCUGCCAGCUGUCUCCCAAUCUCUGCACAGGCUAAAUUGUCGAGGGUGUGGGCAAGACACUGCAGGACAAGGCUACCGAGGCUCCUGCAGACCCUGCAGCAGCUGAUAACAGUGAAGAUGAUAGCUGGAUCCUUUACGAGGGACUACUGCGUCCAGGACGCCGACACAAUCACAGCCCCCACGAAGGUCAUGAAGAUCCUUUACUACGCCAGCAUGUUAUCAGGCGAGUUGGACGCCCCAGAGUUCUGCCAGGACGAAGAUGUCGAGCCCAUGGGGAUCGACAAGUCAGAUCGAGCCCCACCAGCUGCUCCACCCCCUCAGGAUCCAUUGGCUGUCGAACUGGGGAUAUCAGCUCUCGAUGCACGUCGUCCCUACAUUGAUUUCACUGAUUUCUACAACGAACUACUCAGCGAAAUGGUCGAGAUGGACAAAGAUUUUGCGUACUACAAGAGCGAGCAACCAAAGAAGUUCAGCUUCAUGAACUAUGCCUUCAUCCUCACACCUGCCACCAAGACAUUGGGUCUCUACUACGACAACAGGAUAAGAAUGUACAGUGAGAGGAGAAUGAGCUUUUUUCAAUCGUACGUGGGACAGCCCACCAAUCCCUAUCUGAGACUCAAGGUACGCAGAGAUUUUCUCAUCGAUGAUGCACUCGUCGAGCUGGAGAUGGUCGCCAUGGAGAAUCCCACUGAUCUGAAGAAACAGCUUGUCGUCGAGUUUGAGGGGGAGCAGGGAGUCGACGAGGGUGGAGUCUCCAAAGAAUUCUUUCAAUUAGUCGUCGAGGAGAUAUUUAAUCCGGAUUAUGGCAUGUUUACGACUCAGGAGGAAACACAGACCACCUGGUUCAAUCCAACUUCCUUCGAGAGUGAUGCACAGUUCACGUUGAUUGGGGUUGUACUGGGUCUUGCUAUUUAUAAUAAUGUUAUCCUUGAUGUGCGUUUUCCUAUGGUUGUUUAUCGCAAGCUGCUCGGGAGAAAGGGAAGUUUUGCAGAUCUCGAGGACUGGAGUCCGACGUUGUACAGGACCCUGACUGAGAUGCUGGGGUACGUUGGUGAUGAUAUGCCUGAUACCUUCAUGCAGACAUUCAAGGUCGGUUACAAGGAUGUUUUCGGAUCGGUGCUGUAUCAUGAGCUCAGGGAAAACGGGGACGAGGUCUACGUGACGCAGGAGAACAAGAGGGAAUUUGUCGAUCUCUAUGCCGAUUUUUUGCUCAAUCGGUCUGUCGAGAGGCAGUUCAAGGCCUUCAGGAGGGGCUUCCAGAUGGUUACCGAUGAGAGUCCCCUGGCACUUCUAUUCAGACCUGAGGAAAUUGAACAGCUCGUUUGUGGAAGCAAAGUCUUUGACUUUACAGAGCUCGAAGCAGCUACUGAGUAUGAUGGCUACACUGUUGACAGUGAUGCAGUGAAGAACUUCUGGAGAGUUGCUCAUGCAUUACCUUUGGAAAGCCAGAGGAGAUUGCUCCAGUUUACCACAGGAAGUGAUCGAGUACCAGUUGGAGGACUGUCGAGGCUCAAGAUGGUUAUCUCGAGACAUGGACCGGACUCUGAUAGAUUGCCAAUUGCUCACACAUGUUUCAACACACUUCUUCUCCCGGAUUACUCAUCACUUGAGAAAUUGGAGGAUCGUCUGCUGAAAGCUAUCAACUACUCGAAAGGUUUUGGAAUGCUGUGAGACAGGAUAAUCGAAAAACGUCUUCAACCUCAAACCCUUGAAACUGGUAGACUCAAUGAACAACUUUUGGGGAAUAAACUCUUCAUUCUCAACGUUGAGACAAUCCACCACGCCUGCGUUUUUCGUGAGGAUUAAAUAGAGAGCUAAUGGCUUUCAUGCUCAGUGCGACAAGAAAAAUAAUCAGAGAAUCAUGGAGGUCUUUUUCCUCGUUCAGUUCCCCAAUCCCAACCUGUUUCCAGCCUCGUAGAGCAGCUUGAAGUGAAACCCUAAUGUCCCAACGUGAAAAAACACGAGAAUAUUAUGUGCUAAUUGUGCGCGAACAAUUGUCAAGGGUGGAGAAAUUGAUAACAUGGCUGUUGUAAAAAAAAACUUUAUUUUCCAUUGUGAUUGAUUUCUACAGGCAAAUAUACAUGUACACAAUAUCCUUUGUUCAAACUAUAUUGCAAAUAUAGGCUCGAGCGAGGAUGAAAAAAAUCAAGUGAGAUUUAACGAUAACCUUUGUAAAAAUACAAAUUUGUAAUCAUGAUACUGUAAUAAUAAUAAUUGAUAAUGAAAAUUAAGGAAACGAAAUGGUUUUUCUUAUCAUCGUUUUUAUGGAAUUUCAAUUUGAUAGCGUAAGAAUAUGGAUGUCAAUGUCAAAGGAUCAGAUAGUCUCCCUCAUUAAAAAAUAACAUAUAAAACUAUAAAAUCUGCAUUGCUCUUCGCAAUUGGACGGCUUUGUUUUACAUUAAUCUCGAUACUAAUUAAAUGGACGGACUAGACGUGAGAGCGAAGGCAAACUCCGAACUUCCACGAUUUCUUGUACGUUUCACUAAACUACAAUAUAUUUCAGCGGACAAGUGGUAUAA